ACUGAACACAAGAGAAUACAGUAAUGAGUUCCAUUGGAGAUAUGAGUGAUGAGAUUCAACACAAAAGUUAUUGGAGGUUUAGCAAACAAGAUUUCUUACCAGAAGAGUCCUUCCAAAGCUGGGGAAACUACCGUUCCGCAUUGUCGGAGACAUGUUUCCGGUUCAAGGACCGUCUCAUCAGCCGGUCAGAUGAUGUCAAUGAGAUUGGGGAGCUUCGGAAACAAAGUGAGAACGAGAUGAAACGUUGCCUCACUUGGUGGGACCUUACCUGGUUUGGAUUUGGUUCGGUCGUUGGAGCAGGCAUCUUUGUGCUCACUGGUCAAGAAGCCCAUGAACAUGCUGGACCUGCCAUUGUGUUGUCCUAUGUUGCUUCUGGAGUGUCAGCAAUGCUCUCUGUAUUCUGUUACACGGAAUUCGCAGUCGAAGUCCCUGUAGCGGGUGGGUCAUUUGCUUACUUGAGAAUUGAAUUAGGAGACUUUGUGGCCUUCAUAACUGCAGGGAACAUACUGCUUGAAAGCAUCGCGGGCAGUGCAGCAGUUGCCAGGGCAUGGACUUCUUACUUCACAAAUCUUCUUAAUCGUCCUUCAAACUCUUUACGGAUCCAUACAAAUCUAGCUGAAGGUUUCAAUCUCCUGGAUCCAAUAGCUGUUGGAGUUUUGGUGAUUGCAGCAACAAUUGCAAUUAUCAGCACAAGGAAAACUUCACUGAUCAAUUGGAUAGCCACAGCACUGAAUACUGCUGUAAUUUUGUUUGUGAUAAUUGCAGGGUUUGCUCAUGCCAAUACAUCCAAUCUGAAACCAUUUUUGCCUUUUGGGGCAAAAGGGAUCUUCCAAGCAGCUGCAAUUGUCUACUUUGCUUACGGAGGCUUUGACAAUAUAGCCACCAUGGCGGAAGAAACAAAAAACCCAUCCAGAGACAUACCGAUAGGAUUGCUUGGAUCAAUGUCAAUCAUUACCGUGAUAUACUGCUUAAUGGCACUUACCCUAUCUAUGAUGCAAAAAUACACAGAGAUUGACAAAGGUGCGGCUUACUCUGUUGCAUUUCAGAGUGUGGGAAUGAAUUGGGCAAGGUACCUGGUAGCACUUGGUGCUCUCAAGGGGAUGACCACCGUUCUUUUGGUAGGGGCGCUUGGACAAGCACGAUAUACUACUCAUAUUGCACGAGCCCACAUGAUCCCUCCAUGGUUUGCUCUUGUCCAUCCAAAGACUGGAACACCAAUAAAUGCAACACUUCUUAUCACCAUUUCAAGCGCUCUCAUUGCUUUUUUCUCAAGCCUGGAUGUCUUGGCAAGUUUGUUGUCAGUAAGCACCCUAUUUAUCUUCAUGAUGAUGGCUGUUGCAUUACUUGUGAGGAGAUACCAUGUCAGAGAUAUCACACCACAAACAAACCUCUUGAAGCUAGCCCUCUUCCUGCUAAUCAUUAUUUCUUCGUCCAUGGGGACUUCAGCUUACUGGGGACUGAAUCCCAAUGGUUGGGUUGGAUAUGCUAUAACCAUUCCUUUUUGGUUCUUGGGGACUAUUGGAUUAUCGAUGUUACCUCAACAGAGAGAGCCAAAGGUUUGGGGCGUUCCACUGGUUCCAUGGCUUCCAUCCUUGUCAAUUGCAAUAAACAUCUUUCUAAUGGGAUCUUUGGGUGCUGAGGCUUUUGAAAGAUUUGGUAUUUGCACAGUGGUGAUGCUCAUUUACUAUGUCUUCUUUGGUCUCCAUGCAACCUAUGACAUGGCUCAUCUGCAUCGCAAGGCACAAUCAACGGAAGUUAAUAAUGAAGAUAUGAUUGGAAGAAAAGGACCUUAAGAUUAUUUUCUUCAUCCUUAAGUUACCAAUUGCCAAAUUAUUGUAUGUCCUGAUAUUAGUAUCUGAACCACUAUCUGAUUGUUUCCAAGCAUAAACAAAAGAUGUACUACUUUGCAAUUUAAUGAAAGGAAAAAUCAUUAUAGAGUGAAA
Messenger RNA from Populus trichocarpa (black cottonwood), 1943 nucleotides. Its product is annotated as cationic amino acid transporter 5. Gene Ontology annotation, biological process: transmembrane transport; amino acid transport. The transcript has a single exon. The record is from RefSeq and is a predicted model, not a curated record. Bases 24 to 1793 code for a protein of 589 amino acids. Gene Ontology annotation, molecular function: L-lysine transmembrane transporter activity; L-glutamate transmembrane transporter activity. Gene Ontology annotation, cellular component: plasma membrane. NCBI's taxonomy places the organism in Eukaryota, Viridiplantae, Streptophyta, Magnoliopsida, Malpighiales, Salicaceae.